Pisolithus orientalis is the source of this 1059-nucleotide messenger RNA. Its product is annotated as aldolase. The record is from RefSeq and is a predicted model, not a curated record. The coding region runs from base 16 to 1005 and encodes 329 amino acids. Gene Ontology annotation, molecular function: 4-hydroxy-tetrahydrodipicolinate synthase activity. The transcript has 4 exons. NCBI's taxonomy places the organism in Eukaryota, Fungi, Basidiomycota, Agaricomycetes, Boletales, Pisolithaceae.
CAGGUCACGUGCAACAUGCCCUCAUACAUAUUCGGGACCACUAGACUAUUAAGGCUGAGAGACUGUCCUCUUCUUAUCGCCAUGUCCAAGUCAAAACCCCCUCCUCCGGGAAUAUAUGUACCCACCGUCCUCUUCUUCAACGAAGAUGAAGACUUUGACAUUCCAGCCAUCAAGGCACACGUUCUCCGCCUUGCCCAGGCUGGUCUGACAGGCAUCAUCGUACAGGGUAGCAAUGGCGAAGCCCAGCACCUGUCUCACGAGGAGCGGAAGCAGGCCAUAAGUCUCACUCGUGAAACACUAGACGAGAAUGGCUACAAGAACGUCGUUAUCAUCGCGGGAUGUGGCGCCCCAUCUGCGAGGGAGUCCAAAAAGUUAUGCGCAGAUGCAAAAGAAGCGGGGGCCGACUUUGUAAUCGUACUCACCCCAUCAGUGUGGGUAAAACGGAUGACCAGAGACGCCAUCUUGGCAUUCCAUCGCGAGGUCGCAGACCACUCGCCGCUACCCUACCUGAUAUACAACUUCCCCUCUGUCACAGCGGGGAUUAAUCUGGAGUCAGAUGUUAUCCUUGAACUUUCCGAUCAUCCGAAUAUUGUCGGCACGAAGCUGUCCUGUGGAAGUAUAGGAAAACUUCACCGACUUACCUCUGCCAAACCGAGCUCCGAAUUCGCUACAUUCGCCGGUUCAUCAGAUGUGCUGCUACAGGGCUUGCUAUCGGGGAGUGCAGGCGCCAUCGGUGCCCUUCCCAACAUCGUUCCGAAGCUGCACAUGAACCUCUAUAAACUGUACCAGGAAGGAAAAAUCGACGAAGCAAUGAAUCUCCAGGCACAAUUGGGACAGGGUGAUUAUGCAACUUCAAAGUUAGGUAGUAUCAGCGCCAUCAAAGCAUUGGUUUCUCAGAACUUUGGUUAUGGAAAAGAGUAUGUCAGGACACCACUCCGCAUGGCGACUGCUGAGCAGUUGCACGGGCCAUACUAUGACAAGUUGGUGGAAAAGCGUGUCUCGUAGAUGUACACGUUAGUACUUGAGGAGUAAAUCGAAUCGCUGCAGUGUGCGGACGUG